AAGACAAUAUAUCACAUAUAUACAUCCUCCUUCCUUCUCUUUUCUCCCUUGUGCUAGCUCCGGCCAUGAACACCGCCGAAGAUGCCACCACCACACCUAUCUCCACCAUCCAACGACGGAAUUCCAUCGUAACACCAUCCCCUUUAACACUUGACCCUUGUUCCACCACUUCUAGUACUCCUACAACCACAACCACAUCAUCAUCUUCUUCAACAGAUUUUGAGCUUGUUUCUUUCAAACCGGCUUCUUAUACCUCUCUUCGGGACAUUCUUCCAUCGACGACAAGCGCAAUUAUGUCCCCGACACCCCCAUCAUUUGCGGUUCAUUCUGGUUAUGAAAUUUCUAUCCGAAAUAGGCUUGUGAAACAAGCUGCAUGGGCAUACCUUCAACCCAUGUCCACCUCACCCGACUCGGGCGGGUCUACUAUCUUUCACCGUGUAUGGAUUCGUUUCUCGGGUGUUUUGCUACGGUUUGUAACACAUGUGUGUGAUUGCUUUCUAAGGUCUAUUCAAGUCAAUGUUAGCCCGACGAGGUUAUGACAAUUAAAAGGUUAUGAUUUGUUAAAGGUGAAAUGAGAUAUGCUGCAGAGAGCAACAUGGUUGGUAUGUGCACGGUUUUUAAGAUAUGAAUAUGGGAAUAUGAUUCGUGCACUGAGCAACUAACCAUGUUGCUCUAGCAGCAUAUUAUUUCCCAAUUAAUACAGUAAGUUGUAAAAAUCCCAAGAAUGGGAUUGUUUUAGUUUCUUCUCAAAUUUGUAGAAAAUAGAUACAUCAAAUGAAUAAAUAAAAAGAUUGAAAUGCAGAUAUUUAUGUUGUUUCUUUGAAUAUCUUGUACUAGCUAGCUAAAGAUGGGAUACUUCGAAUGAAGUAAUUAAAGUCCUCUAGACGAUCUAAAUGUUAUCUAACCCGGUUCUUUCAAGAGCCUGGUUAAUUAGAGCCACGAUGGUGAUGUUGGUGGUGGUCGAAGUUUCAGUAUUUCGCAACUCAUGUGUAAGAAUCAUUUGAUCACAUCCUUUAAUUUUGAGUAAAGUCAGAAAUGGAAUUGACGAUGA
Erigeron canadensis is the source of this 1051-nucleotide messenger RNA. RefSeq names its product cell wall integrity and stress response component 4-like. The transcript has a single exon. The record is from RefSeq and is a predicted model, not a curated record. Bases 66 to 539 code for a protein of 157 amino acids. Lineage: Eukaryota; Viridiplantae; Streptophyta; Magnoliopsida; Asterales; Asteraceae.